Helobdella robusta is the source of this 5043-nucleotide messenger RNA. RefSeq lists its product as hypothetical. The record is from RefSeq and is a predicted model, not a curated record. Bases 1 to 5043 code for a protein of 1680 amino acids. The transcript is spliced from 21 exons. Gene Ontology annotation, molecular function: protein binding; ATP binding. NCBI's taxonomy places the organism in Eukaryota, Metazoa, Annelida, Clitellata, Rhynchobdellida, Glossiphoniidae.
AUGAUGAAGGAAACGUUAAGUGACGUGGUAAGUGGAUCUCUUCAAAACGUUCCACCAAUUGAUAAAAAAAUUGUCCGAAUAUUCACUAGCUCAACAUUUACAGACACCACGUUAGAGCGCAACUGCUUGAUAGAAAGUGUCUACCCGAAGUUGAAAGAGUACUGCAUGAAAAAAUAUGGAUUGGAUUUUCAGGCUGUCGACAUGCGAUGGGGAGUGAGAGAUGAAGCGACAGAUGAUCACAUGACCACAGAACUCUGCAUGAACGAGAUUGACAACUGUCAACGUUUAUCAUUGGGCCCAAAUUUUGUGGUGUUGUUGGGACAGAAAUAUGGAUAUAGACCAAUACCAAGUGUUAUUUCUGAGACAAUUAUGUUGAUCCUCCAAAUAUGUCUGGAGUCUUCUCACUCAGCUGACUGGAUGUUAAUCAGGACCUGGUACAAGCGAGAUGAAAAUGCAGUCCCUCCAAUUUACGUUCUCCAACCAAUCAGCUCCAUUCUAGUGCAUUUCAAUAGUAAAACAUCGCAAGAUUUGAAGAAAUUGGCGCAAGAUCAAUGGUGGGCGACUUUGAACAACUUGCAAGUCAUUCUAAGAAACUGUGCCAGUAAAUUAUUCUUGGAGAACAGAAUUACCAGCAGUCAAAUGCACGAAUUUUUUAUGUCGGUUACUGAACGAGAAGUUAGGCGGGGAAUCGUCAAUUGUGUUGAAGCAGAGAAACAUUGUCUUGCCUACAUUCGAAACAUCAGCAACAUGUCUCAGGACAACUCGAACAGAAACUUUAUCGACAAAGUUGGAAACUCGAUAGACCAAGAAGCAUGCGCAUUACUAUCGGAACUAAGAGACAACAUAAUACCACAGAACUUAGACGCAAAAAAUAUCAGUUACUUCAAUGUUGAAUGGUCGAAGAACUGUGGAAUCAAUCUAAAUAAACAUAAACAAUACAUUGAACAUUUCUGCAAUACAUUUAACAGAGACGUUUGUAGGUUGGUUGACCAUGAAGUUGAAAAACGAACCAACUACGGCAAAUUCACCUCGCUGUUCACGCAAAUCCAACACCACUUGCACUCCUGUUUGCAGCUGUCGCAAGGUUUUACGGGACGUGAGCAGAUCUUAAACUCCAUAGAAUCAUAUCUGAGAGAUGGAUCAAAUGAGCCGUUGGUAUUGUAUGGAGAUAGUGGGUGCGGCAAAACGUCUUUGAUGGCAAAAGCUUUUAGUUUGAAGAGUGUAUCUGAUGGAGGUAAAACAAAGUUUUUGAAGAUUAUUCGAUUUCUCGGAACGUCGGUUGAUUCGACCGGGGUGGCUCCACUUCUGACGAGUUUAAGCCACCAGAUAUCCUACUUUUUCACAAACGAACUGGAUAGCAAUGUGCCUAUCGAUUUUAAUCUGCUCGUUUUACAUUUUAAAUCUUUAUUAAAAUUAGCAACAAAAAAGAAUCCCAUAAUUUUGUUUCUUGACUCUCUCGAUCAAAUGUCUUCGGCCAACGGAGCACAUUGUCUAACUUGGUUUCCACUUCACUUACCAGAUUACUGCAAACUUGUUGUUUCUGUAGUUACUAGGGAGUUAGGAUUGUUGGACAGGCUAAAAAAGUUGUUGAGAAACAAAUCUGAGAACUUAUUGAUCAUCUCAUCAUUGGGAAAAAAGCCUGCGCUAACAGCAAUUAAGACUCUUCUGGGACGUUUGAACCGAACGUUAAAUGAUGAACAAUGGAGAAUCGUUGAAAGAACGAUGGAUCGUUGUAGCGAUCCACUCUUCAUCAAAAUUCUCAUUGGAGUUGUAUCUAAAUGGAAAUCAUACGAAGUCAAGGCUGAUCACAACGUUGCUUGUACUAUCCACGAUGCCAUUAUGCAACUUUUUGAUAAAAUUGAAAACAGGCAUGGUAAAGUUUUGGUAUCUCAUGCUAUUUCUUACAUAACGGCGUCAAAAGAAGGAGUUACUGAAAAUGAACUGGAAGACAUGCUCUCUCUUGAUGAAACCGUAUUGAAUGAUGUGUACCAGUACCACCUGCCUCCCGUUCGAAGGAUUCCUCCACUGCUCUGGACUCGCAUCAGGAACGAUUUGAUAUGUUACAUCACUGAGAAGGAAGCAGAUGGCGUUAAUGUCAUUAAUUGGUACCACAAACAAUUUGACGAAGUUUCAAAGAAAAGAUAUUUGAAGAAUAAAAAAUUUGAAAUUGAAACUCAUUCCCUCAUGGCCGAUUAUUUUAUUGGAACGUGGGGAGGCGUUUCCAAGCCUUUUCAGUACAGUGCUCUCCAGUGCCAAAGAUUCAGUUUAAAUUCAAAAUCUGGUUCUUGCGACAGAAAAGUUCCAGAACAACCAUUGUUCUAUGACAGUAAAAACCAAGAUGACCAUAAAAAAGUAAAACACGGCAUUAGAUACAACUUAAGAAAAUUGAGCGAACUACCUCGUCAUCUAAUAAAAUCAAAAAGAUUCAAAGAAUUACUUCAAAUGGUUUUAUUCAAUUAUAAGUGGCUGCAUGCCAAAUUAUCGUGCAUGCCUCUCCAGUCCGUGUUAGACGAUUUUGAAGAAUCAUUGAUCGGGGUACCUUCUUGUUCCCAGUCUAUUAAAAUGAUUUUGGAUGCUUUGAAAUUGUCUGCAUCUAUUUUAGUUAAGAGAUCAGAAAUGCUUGGGCCACAACUUACUGGAAGAUUGCUGCCUAUUUACAACUUAGAUAUAUGGAUGGAAACCUUGUUGAAACAAUGUGACAGUGAAGGAAUAAAAAUUAAUUGUCUGGUUCCAUGUUUUCAUUGCUUUCAGACUCCCGGUGGACCGUUGGAGAGUUCACUUGAAGGCCACCAGUUUGCACCAUUUGGAUUGGCGCUUACGUCCGAUAACAAAUAUUUGGUGACGGCUUCUAAUAAGUUCAUCGUAUGGAAUCUUGACAAGGUUGAAAUUGUUCGACAAUCGAGUAUUGGUACUUUAGGAAUCGUUAUGCAGAUGACCGUCACCACAGAUGAUUCCAAAGCAAUUGCAUACACCAAUAACAGUCAGAUAUUAAUUUACACAAUCCUCAGUGGUGAGACGAAAUUAAUUGAAAACACAAAUUCAACUACUAACGACGAGUUGAUCGGAAUAACUUGCAACAAAAAUCAUUUCAUGGUUUGGUCGACCUCUAGUUGGACUCUUUACAAUUUUGAUGGAUUAGCUUUAGAACAAGGCAACGUUCCUAAUUAUUCGACAGAAGGAAACAUUGUCACAAUCUAUCUAGAAGAUUCAUCGAGAAACUAUUUUUUCAUGAUAUGGAAGAUUGGUUACCCAUUGGGCGUGCGUACUAACAUAAAUAUGAACCUGAGCAAAGUAUCUCUGCAAACCAAAAAAGUUCAUUCAAAUUGUUCUUGUCACAGCGGUUUCAUAAUGACCAACGACAGAAAGCACCUGUACACAUGUACGGCAAGUAACAAUAUAAAUAGGUUAGAACUAAAAAAUGACGUUUGGCAAAGUAGUUUGGAAUAUGUUAACGAAAGUAAGAUUUACUCAUUGUUUUUAUCCUCUGAUGAAAACAUGCUGGGCGCAGUUCACAUGUUUGGAUACUCCGUAUGGAAUUUUAAUAUUUUAAAUGUGUGUCCUUAUAUUUUAACAUUGCCAAAGAACGUCCGUAAUUUUCCAAAAAAACUUGCAAUAAACGACACUGUGAUUUUUAGCUGCAAAAAUUGUUACUUGAUAGCGCCUGUUCGAAAUAUUUUAUACAUUUGGAAAAUAGAAGACUGUGUCCUGGUGAAUAUUUUAGACUUGCACUUUGGAAGAAUACUCUCCGUUGUAACGAUCGAGCAGACUAGCAACCGCUACUCUGACCUUCCAGAUAAUCGCAAGACUAACAAAUUUUUAACAUCAUCCUUGGAUAAAUCAAUCAAAAUAUGGAACGUGAACUAUAUACAUGAAAAUGUUUACCCAAUUUAUAGCCAUGAUAAACCAAUUUACAAAGUUUGCUUUUCAAUUGACUUACAAUCGAUUCCACGUAUGAUGACUGUCACACGAAAUUGCAUAGGUCUGUGGGACUUGGACAAUGGGAAAAUUGUUGCAACGAUUAAAGGCAACAAAAUGUCAUCAAUAAUAACUGACGCCGAUAUCACAACUGAUGGCAAAUACAUAAUAAGCGUGGAAUCGGGUUUAGUUAUCAUAUGGGAUGGCGACACGUGUAAGAUGAUCCGGUGUGAAAGUAGUAGCAUGUCUAUUGAUGAACAAGAAGAGGAAAUUUUGCAAAUUCUCAUAAAAGACAACGAACAUGUUAGUACGUCUUUUUUGUCAGUUAAAGCAUCGAAAACUCGGUCAAACAGAGCCGUUUGUGAAAUGAGGAAAAUUCCUUCGAAAGAACUAGUUUAUGUUAUUGAUUUCCAAUUUACAAUUUUCAAGCCUGUUAUUGUUACAUCUGAUAAAAAAUAUUUAGUGGCCUUGAAUGUGAACAACUCUAGCGACACGGAUUACAACGAUCAACUGACUGUCCACAAUAUUGAAACAGGCGACAAAAUUUGUUCCUGUAAGCCUAAAUACAGACGUUUUAAAGAUUGCAAAAAAAUCAUUGCCAUGCCAAACAAAGGAAGUAGGCUUGGGCUGAUUGACGAAGAAAAAGGAAACUUAUGGGAUUGGCGUAAAAAAUCUUUAUUAGUUUCUAUAAAAAAUUGGAGUGGUCAGUGUUCUUCUGAUGGGUCAAUUGGAUUAAGCGACCCGACCAGAGGUGGACUGGAUGUCAUAAACUUAAAAUCUGGAUCAAUAAUUCGUACGCUUGUCCCUAGACCCGCGGAAGGUGUAUUUCCGGAUAACCAGUCCAAUUUUACAUGCAACACGUGUCACGCUUAUUUUUAUCAUUCUGGAAAGCAGUCAGUAAGAGUCUUUCGACUAUCGGACGGAAGUCAAAUUGCCGAUUAUAAAGUCCACGCUAGCGUCAUUUCAGAAAUAAUCAAUGCUCAGGAAUCGAUGACAUUAAACUUAGGAGGGAUCGAUGGAAGUCUCGUUAUUUUGCUAAUUGCUGAUCCUGAAAAUCUGUCCUAUAUUAAGUUUUUAAACGAAAAAAGAAUGUUUGUUUUAAGUCAACACAAUAAUAAAUUGAACUAA